Molecule: messenger RNA, 13098 nt
Organism: Danio aesculapii
Lineage: Eukaryota; Metazoa; Chordata; Actinopteri; Cypriniformes; Danionidae
Gene: sacs2
Product: sacsin
Molecular function (GO): Hsp70 protein binding
Source: RefSeq, a predicted model, not a curated record
AUGGCGUCAAGGGAAAAGAAGAAAAAAAAAAAUAAAUUUGGUGCCACGUCUCCACCGUUCAUUGACUACUUGAAAGAGAUUUUAAGAAGGUAUCCAGAUGGAGGACAAAUACUGAAGGAGCUGAUCCAGAAUGCAGACGAUGCAGGAGCUUCAACGGUGGUGUUUAUUCACGAUGAGAGACAUUAUGAGACGCACAGCCUGUGGACCGAAGAGCUCAGAAAGUACCAAGGACCUGCUCUCUAUGCCUUCAAUGAUGCAGCAUUCACAGAGGAAGACUGGGAGGGAAUACAGAGAGUUGGCAGAAGCAUCAAGCAGGAUGACCCAACAAAAGUUGGGAGAUUUGGGAUUGGUUUCAACUCUGUUUAUCAUAUUACAGACUUGCCAUGUGUCUUCAGUUCGGAACACCUAGCCAUUUUUGACCCACAAAAGCAAAUGUUUGAUGAUGAUGAAGAAGGCUAUCGAUGGUCAUUGGAUGAUGAAGAGGACAGAGAGAGCUUGCUGAAAUUUAGAGAUCAGUUUCAGCCCUUUCGAAAUAUUGUCAGUCAAGUCAGCAGCAGUUCCUGGGAGAAGGUCAUCAGGGAUGAGAAAUACUUCAAAGGAACACUCUUCCGGUUCCCUCUGCGUAAUGAGGCUUCUGAGAUCUCUGAUAAUUUGUACGACUCCACUAAAGUUAAACAGCUUUUUGACAGUUUCAUUGCUGAUGCAGACAUCAGUCUUCUUUUUCUGAGGAAUGUGUCGUCCAUUUCUUUGCUGCAUAUUGACGCCAGUGGCAUCUGCAACAAGACACUUGAAGUUUCAGCGUCAAAUCACUUUCACAAUGACCUCUCUCAUGUCAAGCUACAACUGCUUGACCGAAAAACAUGUUUCAAAACUGUAUCCUACAUUCCCCAUCAAAGGGAAGAAACAACGUCAAAGUGGCUUGUGACAACUUGCCUUCUGAAACAUGGAUCUAAACCAGAGAUUGACACCCUUGCCAGUAAGCUGAGCUUUUGCCCUCAAGUUGAUGCAGCAUUUCGAUUAGAAGACAGGUCACUGUGCAGUGGAAGACUAAGUUGCUUUCUGCCACUCCCAAAUAAUGAGUCAAACAAAACUGGACUUCCUAUUCACAUCAAUGCUUGCUUUGGCCUGACAGAUAACCGGAGGUUCAUCAAAUGGCAAGAAGAGGACCAGAAGAAUGACGAAUCUGCCAUAUGGAAUGAGCUACUAAUUAAAGAUGUUCUUCCUCAUGUGUAUCGAAUGUUGAUCCUAGAUGCCAUUCAGAUAUCCAGAAACCCAACUCUGCCAGCCGACACCGUGUACAAUCUUUGGCCUGACCUGUCCAAGACUGUGCAUAAAGAUAGAUGGCAUAAAGUUGCAGCAGAUACUCUGAAGGGUCUUUUUGGAUACAAGAUCUUUCACCUUGCCAGUGAUAGGAAGACCUGGGUUUCUCCCUCAGAUGCAGUCCUUCCAGUCAACAAUAUACACAGUGACACAAUGUCUGCAGUUUCAAGGUUACUGAUUGGUGAAGGAGAGAAUUUGGUCACAGUUCCAGAACAUGUCUUGAAAGAUGUUCGAGAAAUCUUCCCUCAAAGUGAUACCCUGACAUGGGUGACUCCAUCUUAUGUUAGAGAUGUCAUUCACAGAAGUGCGGCUGGAAACCUCAGCAAAGAUGACAAAUACCGUCUUCUUGAAUUUUCUCUGAGUGAUGGCAAGUUUACUGAUCUACAAGGUCUUAAGAUUCUGCCUCUCAGUGAUGGAACCUUCACCUCUAUCAGUACUGGGGUGCAGAACGCUGUUUUAAUUGAGAAUGAGAAGUUUCCAAGGACAUUACUGCCAUUUUGUAAAGAGAGAUUUUUAGUCAAUGAUCUGAGCCAUUUUUGCACUUCACAACUAAGGAAACUAGCAGCAGAGAACACAUACAACAUCAUCAAUUUGGAUGCAAGACAUGUUGUUGAACUCACCAAGAAGCACUUACCCAAGGACUGGACGGUGACCAAAGGUCAUGUUACAUGGAAAACAGCAGAUGAUCAUCAUCCACCAAAGAACUGGCUGGCUGAAUUCUGGAAGUUUCUUAACAAUAAUUGUAAUGAUUUAAGAAACUUUAUUGAUAUGCCAUUAAUACCAUUGGAACCACUACAGAAUUCAGGCAAUUCUCUAUUGUUAGCGAGAUUGCAGAGUAACACAACUUUGAUUUUUCAGAGUAGCAUUGGGUCCAGCCUAUCAGAAAAUAUUCAGAAAGUGUUAAGAAUGGUGGGGUGUACAGUCAUAAAAAGAGAUGAGUGUCUUAGACAUCAUGACAUUGAAAGUUAUGUUCUUCCAGCGUCACCAAGAAAUGUCCUGCAAGUCUUUGCAAACACACACAGAGAUCAGCUCAUCAAAGGCAUUGCUUCUGCUUCAUCACAUGAAAUAGAGGAGUUGAAAGGCUAUCUCUCUUCCUUGGGAAAUCUCUCUAAUCCAGAAAGGAACUUGCUUUCUGUGUUGCCAAUUUUCAGAAUGAUGUCUGGGAAAUAUGUUGGAGUUCAAUCAAAACAAGCUGUUGUUUCAGUCACCAAUCCAGCCAUUCCAAAGGAUCUGCCAAUGCCUGAAACUUUUGUACAAUGUACAAAUGAAGCCGAUCGAAGACUUUUAACUCUUCUGAAUAUCGAACUCUUGGAUGCAGCUAAAGUGGCUGUUCAUUUGGUUAAAUGCAUCGAAGCAGGCUUUUUCAAAAGAGGUGAGGAACAGAAAAUAAUGACCUGGAUCCUGAAAAAUGGUAGCAUUCUUCUUUCGCAAAGCAAAGAGCUGUUGACAAAAACUAAAAAUCUCAAUUUUAUUGAGACAGCUCAGGGAGAACGCAAACAAGCCUCAAACAUUUUUGAUCCAAGAAUCAGGAUCUUCAAGGACCUUUUUGAAGCAGAUUUCUUUCCCCCACCUGUUUACAAAGAGACCCAUGAAAUGCUUCAGAGUUUGCAACGCCUUGGCCUAAAGACAGAGCAAAAACAAAUAUCAACAGCAGACAUAUUUCAGAUUAUAAAUCAUAUUGAAAAGCUUUGUGUCCACUCACCAGAGAAUGCAUCCAAAAAAGCACAUGCUCUCGUCCAAGUGCUAAAUGAGAAUGAUUUCCUUUCAAAAUUCAGCAAGAUGCAGAUAGGAGAGAUGGUGCAAAGGCAGUGGGUGCCGUGUGCAAAUCCAAAGUUCUCAAAUAAAAGCAAGAGUGGUCUCUUUAAGCCUGCUGAAAUAAGGCAUUCAAAGUACUCUUCAAUUGUUGGAUGUGUAAUGCCACUCACCUCUGACCUAAAACCACAUGUCUGCAAAAGUCUUGGACUUAAUGAACCCCCUCCUGCUGAAAAAGUCUUGGAAAACCUCUCUGCUCUGAAAUCACUGGUCAACCCAAAUUUUGAUUCUCAGUUUAAAACCAAGCUGCACAGCAUUUACAAAUUCAUGCAAGACAAUGUUGAAGAAUUCAGAUAUUUAAUGGACACAAAAUGCAUGCCCUGGAUUUGGAAUAAAAGUCAGUUUGUACGUCCAGAAGAUAUCAUUUUAGUCCACCCACCGGAUUUGGAUCUAAGCCCCUACAUCAAGAAAGUGCCUGAAGAGUUUUUGCCAUAUGAAAAUCUGUUCACAAAAUUGGGUGUGAAGAAAACGCUGUCUGAUGAGGAGAUUGAAGGCAUACUCCAUGACAUGAAAGAAAGAAUUUUCCGCAGGAACCCUCCUCAUGGAGACUUGACAGAACUAAAAGUGUCAAUUGCCAUUCUUGACUGGAUGCGAAAGAACGAAAAGCUGUUGAAGGACAGUACCCCUGUGCCUGUCAUGACACAAAACCAAAACUUUACUCUGCAGUCUUUGUCCAAAACAGUCUACUGUGACAUCAGUGAAGAAGGGCUUGAUGACCUGAGACAAGACAAUGAAGAAUUCUAUGUCAUUCAUGAAGAAGUUCUGCCCAUCACUGCAAGAUGGUUGAAAGUCCCAUGUUUAAGUACUCGCAUCUUAAAGUCUCAGUUUACAGAAGCAGAGCUAGAGUCCUUUGGAAUUGAGCAAUGUGGGCAAUUCGAACCAAUUACUCAAAGAAUAAAGAACAUUCUUAAAGAGUAUGAUGAAGAAAGUGACAUUUUCAAAGAGCUGCUGCAAAACGCAGAGGAUGCUGGGGCAACCACAUGUAAAUUCCUCCUUGACUUGAGAAAACACAGAGAUCCUCCUGAAAGCCUCAUUGAUGAUGGAAUGGCCCUCUGCAAUGGACCAUGCCUUUGGAUCUUCAACAAUGAGCUCUUUUCAGAGGAAGACUGGAGAAACAUUCUCAAAGUGGGAUCAGCAUCAAAGGAAAACAAAGCUGAGAUGAUUGGAAAGUUCGGGCUUGGAUUUAAUGCUGUUUACCACGUGAGUGACAUUCCCUCUAUUCUGAGUGGGAAAAAGCUUCUCAUCCUUGAUCCAAAUGUCACUCAUCUGGAAAAGCACAUAGGCAGCAAAGGGAACCCAGGAAUUAAACUUGACCCAUUCCAAGAAAGGCUCUGCAAAAGGUUUCCUAGACAGUUUAAACCUUACGAAGGGAUUUUUGACUGUGAUCUGUCAGUGCGAAACAGCAAGAAAGCUUACAAUGGCACCUUGAUUAAAUUACCCUUUCGCACUCAGGAAGAGGCAGAGAAGUCUCAGAUUAGUUCAAAGGUGUAUGACGAGCAGCGCAUUCUGAGCUUUAUAAAUCAUUUGACUGACAACUCACAAUCUCACGUAUUGUUUCUGAAGACCAUUACAUCUAUGUCACUUCAAAUAGUCCCCAAAACUGCAUCUACUCCUCCACUGAGUGAUCAAAUUCAGACUCCUCUGAAAAUAUCAAGAGAAGUCAUGAACUCAUUUCUUGUGUCAAAUGACACACUUCUCCAAAAGCUCAAGAGCAAUUUCAGAAAUGUUGAUAUCCCAUGGCACAAGAUUACUGAUUCCAGCACAGCACACAUUGUUAAAAUAGUUCAGGAGCACCCAGAGAAAUCCCUCACCCGGUACUGGCUUUUGUACUCAUGUUUUGGGAGUCAGGAGUCUUUGCAAAUGUUCCAGAGGAAAUGUGAACAAGAACAUGUGUUUUCAUUUCCAAUUGGAGGAAUAGCUGUACCAUUGAAGAAAGAGGGAAAAACUAAAGCAUGGUCCCCUGAUAAAAGCCUCUCUGGCCAGGCUUUUUGCUUUCUUCCUCUUUCAAUUGAGACAGGUCUUCCAGUCCAUGUCAAUGGUACCUUUGCAGUCACAUCAAACAGGAAGAAUCUAUGGGAAAAAGGAGUGAAGUCUGAGUGGAACAAAGCUUUACUUAAAGAUGCCGUAACUUCUGCUUACAUCACGACACUGCUUGAGCUGAAGAAAAUGAGCCAAAAUGGUGAUAUUCAGAACUAUUUCUUCUGUACAUUCUGGCCUAGCACAGCAAAAGUAUCCAAGGCAUUUUUUCCUAUGGUGGAGUCUUUCUACUCGGCAGUUGUGCAGAAUGCCAAUGGUAAAUAUCUGGAGCUUUUCAGCAAUGAACAUACCUGGUGUUCUAUUGACAAGGUGAGAUUUCUUAAUUCAGAGAUCGAGGAGAACCCCGCAGUUGGAGACAUUGCCAUGAAAGUGAUCUUAAGCUUGGGAGCUUCUUAUUCUUGUGUUGUUUCUCUCCCAUCAUGGGUUAAACAGAGUUUUAUUGAUUGUGGCUUUAAGCAAAUAAUCAAACAGAGAACAAUCAACUGGCCUGAGUUUUACAGAAUUGUUUUAAACAACUUGAGCACUGUGAAUUCUCACGACAGAAAUACUCUUGUGCUGAAUGCCAUUGACUUGAAUGAUCCUGCUGUUGAUGACCUACUGAAAAGUCACCCUUGCAUUCCAACACAGAGUUGUACAGAUCUUCAGUUUAUCAAGCGACUUGUGAAUCCUUCUGGUAAAAUGGCUUGUUUGUAUGAACUUGAGGAAGGACGCUUUCUUGAAGGGACUCCAAAUGACUUCCUCUCACCAAAAAGAAUUCAGAGACUUUCUGAUUUGGGAAUGCUGAGUGACCACCUACCUUCAGAGGACAUCAUAGAAAGAGCAAGAAAGAUUUCCUGUUUUUGGCAACAGGAUAAAUCUAAAUGUCAUAAACGUCUUCAGUGUCUCAUGGAGUCAAUGAGAAACUCCUUAGAAGAUGUGAAUUGUUUACACUGGCAGACAUUGUCUCAAAUACCAUUUCUUCCUGCAUUACCUCCUUCAGUUCAGCAAAACAAAGACGCCACGGUGCUUAAAAAACCCUCUGAAGUUUAUAUUGACAGUGGCCAUGAUUUAGUAAGCAUGUCAGAAUUCACGCUUGAUCAUUCCCAUCUUCAAAUACAUCGUCACGAUCCAAUUCUCCAAAACUUGAGAGUAAAGACAAAUCCACCAGUUGAGACGGUUCUUCAGCAACUGUUAAAAGCACACAAACACUGCAAGGCAUUUGAGCAGACUGCUCUCCUCAACAUUGCCCAGUCUUGCUAUGAAUAUCUUAACAAUUACUUAUUCGAGCAGAAAGACCCCAAUCCCAUUAUGGUCCAUGCAAAAUCAUUUCCAUUCAUUUUCAUUGAGGAUCAGUUUGUAAAUGUAAGGUCAGUGGCCAGAAGUGGAGAUUUUGAGGAGAAACCAUAUCUCUACAUGCUUCCAGCCAUCUUCUCCAGAUUUGAGACCCUCUGGAACAACCUUGGAAUAAAAGAACGAUUCACAAAAGAGCAAUAUGUUGUUGCACUUGAGGAAAUGAAGGCUUUAUAUGGAUCUCGUCCUCUUUCCAGGUUAGAUCUGCAUAAAUGUGUUGCAAUACUCAUGAAUGGGCUGUACAAAAUGAAAGAUGAAAAUCUUCAAAACUGCCUCAUACCCGAUGAGAAAGGUGUGCUGAGAUCUUCUAAAGAGCUGAGAUUUAAUGACAGCCCAUGGAUGCCCAUCUCAGCUGGGGUCAGGCUCUCCCAUGAGCUGAUACCUCGGCCUGUGGCCUGUCAUUUUGGUGUAAUGACAACAAGACACCAUACUCUGAAGAAUCAUUUGGUCAGUGGGUUUUCCCUUCAUGCCAAAGAGUUUGGACAAAGCGAAAAGCUAACUGUUCGAUUAAAAAAUAUAAUUGAUGCAUAUCCAUCUAAGAAGGACAUUCUGAAAGAGCUCAUUCAAAAUGCUGAUGAUGCAGAGGCGACAGAAAUUCACUUUGUGUGGGACAAAAGAAAACAUAUGACAAAAAAGAUAUUUGGGAAGAAGUGGGAACUGCUUCAAGGCCCGGCGCUUUGUGUGUACAACAACAGAACCUUUUCUGAUGCUGAUCUGCAAGGUAUUCAGCAGCUGGGGGAAGGAGGAAAACAUGGCACUUUAGGCAGAACUGGGAAAUAUGGACUUGGCUUCAAUUCUGUCUAUCAUCUGACAGACUGUCCAUCUAUCCUGACCGGUGACAAAUGGCUCUGCAUUUCUGAUCCAAACCUGAAAUAUGUUGAUGGUAUAACAAAACAGUCCCCAGGCUGCAAGUUUUCAAUGGGAGACACAUUUAAAAAGUCAUUUGAGGAUGUUUAUCAGACCUUUCUUCCAGAAAUGUUUGCACUCAAUACUGGAACCAUGUUCAGGCUUCCUCUCAGGACAGAGAAAAUGGCGGAAAAAUCUGAAAUAUCUAGACAUGCAGUCACAGAUCAGGACAUGAAGGAACUUUACUAUGCACUAGCUGAAGAUCCUGAGGGACUGAUUCUUUUCUUGAAACACAUCACAAAAAUACAGUUCACAGAGAUCGGUGAAGAUGGAAAACAAACAAAAUGGCCUUUCCUUAUUGAAAAGAAAUACACAGAGAAGAGCAUGGAAAGCAAGGCCAAAUUUCACAAACAUGUCGGAGAAUCUCUUUUAUCAGGAACAGCAGAACCAUGCAAAACUAUGUAUGGCAUUCAAAUCUCAGUUGAAAAUAAGCAAAGUCAGUGGGUCAUUGCAGAGAGCUUUGGCUUUUCAAAACAAAACUAUGAGCAACAAAACAAGCAAGAUCAUUUCAAAGUACCUCAAGCUGCUCUGGCUGCAUGUUGGAAGAGCUCAUUUAACUACCCAUUUACAGGCAGGGCAUUUUGUUCCUUGCCUUUACCUGGCAUAACUGGCUUACCUGUGCAUGUGAAUGCGAAUUUCGAAAUUGAUUCAUCUAGAAGGGAUUUGUGGAAAGAGGACGGUGAUAGUCUAAAGACUCAGUGGAACCACUCAUUGCAAGUGAACAUCAUUUCAUCACUUUAUGCUGACCUUCUGGUGCGAAUCUGUUCAGUCACAAAGAAAGAUAAGCCUAAAUCUUUUCUAUCCCUCAAGGUAGAGCUAGAUGAGUCUUGCCUUAAAUACUUUCCAUGCAUUUCUACAGAAGUGAAUAUCUGGCAUGACAUGAUCCAUCAAGUUUACAGAUCAAUCAACCAACACAAUCUUCCUGUUAUACCAACUGCACAUGCUGUUUGUGUAGAUUCAGCUCAUCUUUCCCAACAAAAAUACACAGUUAACUGGUACAGUCUAUCUACACCACAUUCAGAAAACUGUCCUUAUUUUACAACCAGUGACCAUGAUGGGAUUUUUGAAAUUUUAGAUGAUACUGGGAUGAAAGUAGUUCCAAACACUGGGAAAAUACAAGAAAUAAGAAACCACUUUCAAUUGGCUGGUGUAAAUGUGCAAGAAGUGAGUGCUUCAACAGUCAUUCAUUUCUUGAAACAAAUAUCACUGAAUGAUCCUACCCAGACAACUAAUGGCUUACCUUUGCCCAUCAACCAGACGUUAAUCAAAGACAAAGCAAGGUGUUCAAAACUUCUGAGCUUCUGCUUGUCAAAACUCAGUAAAGAAACAACCAAUUCCCUCAGUGGGCUGCCUCUUCUCCUCACACAAGAUCAGGUGUUAAGAGUCUUUGACCCUGAGUCCCCAAAGCUAAUAUCAUGGUUUAGCAGUCUUUUCCCAGAUCAUCAGGAAAUGUUUGCAGAUAUGGAUGUCAACGGAAAACAUUCUGAAAUUCUGAGUCAGGGAAAUUUUAUUAAAGACUUAACCAUUGACAUAGCAGCAACAUACUUGAAACCAGAACUUGAAAAACUGCUCAGGGAGUCAGUACCUCAUAAAAGUUGCCAGCUCUACAAAGCAGAGACAGAGGUAAUCAAAUGGUUAAACGUGUUAUGGAGCUUCUUUGUUGGUCAAGAGAAAAGCUAUCAAAAUGAACAGCUGAAUGUGUUCAGUGAGAUUAAAAAACACUUUAAUGACAGCCCUAUCUUGCCAGUCAUCUGCCCCAGUCAAAAUAACAUGACUUUCUUGCAAACAGUGGGGAGCAUAUCAAAAGUGAUUAACAAGCCAGAUGAAAAAAUAGCCUCCAUUCUCAUCAGACUAGGAUUCAUGAAAAUAGACCUCAGCUUUUUCUUGAAUGUGCUUAUUGACUUCCGUCUCAAGUAUGUGUAUCCAGAACUCCUGCAAACAGGAGACAGCAGUGCUGUAUUGGGAGAGGUUUAUCAUGUACCUCAUUCACAAUUCGAAAAACUGUCUGAAAAGGACGCUGUAGAUCUACAAAAGUUCUUACAGAGUGGGAUCAGAGAUUCCAAUAACAAAAGUGAACACAUGCAGAUGUUGAAGUCCCUGCCCCUGUUUGAGUCAAUAACUGGAAAACGUACAAGGAUUGAUUUACACAGAAAGGUAUUUAUUCUGAAGUCGCAGCAUCACACUGACUUUCCGAAACUGUACCAGAUCGAAGGAUGUGACAGUCUAUUCCUUAAACCCACCUUGGAAAACUUAGAAUUGGCUGAACUUCUAAACAUUCAUAGUCUAAAUGAUUUGGAGUUCUGUGUGGAGUUUAUUCUUCCUUCUGUGCAUAUGAUGGAAGAGGCCAAACUUCUUGAUUUAAUGUGGUUGUUACUGACACUUGGACCAGUAGACCAAAGGAUUGCCUCUGCUUUGAAAGAUGUCAGAUUUAUUCGUGACAUCCACGGCUCUCUACAGGUGGCUUCAUACUUCUAUGAUGACAAUGAACCACUUUACAAGAUAAUGCUACCAAAAGACAGAUUUGUGCCAAACACCUUCUGGUACAUAUUUCAAGGUAAAGAAACUGAAGCUCGUUUUCUCUUAAAGGCACUUGGAUUGAAACAUGAAGUGUCUGAUGAUGAAAUCAUUCAGUUUGCAAAACAAGUUGAACGUGAAGCUGGAGGCAACACUCCUCUAAAUGUUCUCAGGGAAAGAUCAAAACUCCUUUUUAGGACUGUUUUGUCAAAGAGUUCUGACAAAAACUCAACAUUACUGAAUAGAGUUGCUAACAUUAAAUUCAUUUUCCCAGGGAAAAUUCAGCCGCCAACAUUAUGUGAUUAUCAUAAGGUCUCUACACAAGAGAGGGAGGUUGUUUCAAUCAGCGGAUCAUUGAUUGACAAAGACCGUAGUCACCAUUAUCUCAUAUGGACAUCAAUGCCAAUCAUAUCAUUAUAUUUCUACUCUCACAAUCUCAUAAAUAAAAUGAAGGAUGCCGGAGCUGUGGAUAUUCCACCCCCUGAAAAAAUCGCUGCUAAUCUGAAAAACAUCUGGAGGUCUCCGUGCGAUACAGAGAUAUUGCUGGAAACAAGAAAGACGGUAUUUACCAAGUCAUAUGCAUACCUACAGUCAAUAAAUUUUGAUGCCUCGAUGUUCUCAGAACUGCCUAUUAUCUUGGUGGAAAAUGGAACAAUAGUUGUAAAGGCCAAACAGACAGCCCUUCAGCUACAUGAUGCUUCUGAGUUCAGGCCUUAUUUGUACAACAUUGCUCCAGAGUACAUGAUAUAUGUGGAAUUCUUCAAGAAGAUUGGUGUACAGGAGAGGCCCAUCAUUAAUCAAUAUAGCACUGUUCUUCAAGAAAUCUAUUCUGAAAGUUCUGACAAAGACACACUUCAGGCAAACCAGCAGAAAACUGUCAGACGUGUUGUGCAACAGCUGUUUUGCCUUCUUAAAGAGGAACAAAACAAAACCCCUUUCCAAAAUGACCCCCUUUACCUGCCAUCAACUGAUGGAAGACUCUAUGAAUCCAGGACUUUGUUCUUCAAUGACACAGCCUUCCAGCCCACAAGAGUUGAAGGUCCUUUGGAAACCAAGCUGAAAUUGCUGGAAAAACUAAACUGCUGUCAUCUUGGAAAUGAUCACUAUGAACACCAAACACUCCUGCAGCUCCUUCCUCAACAAGUCCGCCCCGGAUUCCUCUCCGACGUCAUUUCCGAAAACCUAGAACAAGCAAGUGUCCAAUAUUGUGAUGAAGUAGAAUGUGAAUUUAGUGGCUGGUUUGACAGACACUUGUCUUCUGCUGCAUUUCUUCAUGGACUGGUUUGUCUCAUCAGAGAAGACAGCGAAGGUGGAGUUUCACAGUCUGAAGCUUCAGGAAAAUGUGAAGAAAUCUUUUCCAAGAUUCAAAUUAUCUGUUGCAAAACUCUUCAAACUGAGCUUCUGUUAAAUCAUCAGCCACUUGAGGGCAGUAAGGCAGAAACAGAUGUUUAUUUGAAAAAAAGACUAGAUGAAUGCCUUUUCUAUUUGAAACACAGUGAUGACAUGGCCCCCAAAGUAGUGAAUGAAGUUAAUAUGUGUCUCACAAAAGAAAUCAAUGCUCUUCUAAAAAACUGUUUGACCACUUCAAGCCUUCUGGUCCUUGGGCAACUUCUACUGUGUGAUAAUAUGGAGGAUGUUGAGAAAACACUGGCAAAGCAUGGCAUUCGUAACAGUAGCCCCAACCAGGAAGAACAUGGUGCCUUGCCAAUACCUGGAUGUCGCAUACCUGAAGAAUGGCAUGACUGCCUUGAUAUGAACUUCCUCAACAACUUCGAAAGUGGAGAAUAUGUUGGCUUCAGCAAGGAUGAAUCCGGUGAAUAUUUCUAUGCCAUUAUUGUCAAUCGAGUGGAUGAUCCAGUGAGACAAACUAGACAGUUUCCUGCCAGAUAUAAAAUUCAAGUUGGCAUUGAUGAGUUUCUUGAAGUAAGUUCUCUUGACCUUUACCAAUUUAAAAGGGAAAAAAAGGCAACUGUGUCAACAGGGACCACAUGCACAGACAUAGUACAUCUUCUGACAUCCAGACCUUCAGCAGAAACUUCCAGGCCUCCACCAAAAGCUGCCUUUCCUGAGACACUAGAAGAGAUCAAAAGAGAAAUUGACAAAAGCUUAAAUGAAAUCUGAAUUUCAAGUGAGGACAAACAAAAAGCUCUUAAACGUCUCUUCCUCCGGUGGCAUCCAGACAAGAACCCAGGCAAUGAAGAACUCGCCAACGAGGCUUUCAAAUACCUUCAGAACAGAAUUCAGGACCUACAACAAGGGAAAACUGCACGGAACACUUCAUCAAACUGGGGAGACUUUAGAAACUUCUAUGACACGUGGAACAGAGAGGCACGAAGCCACAGGAGGGGACGAGAGAGGUUUUAUCAGAGAUUCUCCAGAAGACACUAUAAUUUCUGGUCGUACCACAGCGAGACUCCACGACCAGACAGAGCAGAAGCAAAGCGCUGGUAUGACCAGGCUCGGUGUGACCUCAGAGCAGCUCACACUGACACUGGAGGCGAGAGCUCAGAGUGGUGUCUGUUUAAGGUGCAUCAGGCUGUGGAGAAAGCCCUGAUAGCAGCGAUGUACAAGAGAAACGGACAGUAUCCCAAAAACUGCUCAAUCACUAGUCUUGCUCUGCAGGUGUCCAUGUACAGCUCGCAGUUGACUUCUUUACCUAGCAUUGUGAAGCAACUGACUGACCUUGGUGUUGAUGGCAAAAAAACGCAAUACCCGAACCAUCACCAGUUUCCUCACAUUCCAAACAAGCAGUUCAGCCUUACUAAUGCCAAAAGGGCGCUGGAAAUUGCAACACAACUUUUGGAAACAAUUGAACGUUACAUUUCUUGACAUUUCUGAUUAUGUACCAUUCCACGAUCUUUAGGAUCUUUUCCAGUAACAAUGCAGCUGUUAUGUCUUAAACAGUUUAGUAGUGCAACCAAGUAUGACCUAUUUGCGUGUUUUGAAAAUUACAAGUUUUGUUCUAUUGCUUACUAUCUUAUUUUUUAUUACUGUACAAUGAGCAUGCUCUGUAUUGCUGGUAUUGUUGUUUGCUCAGCUAUGGUUUGAUUCCCAGAAAAUGCAGAGAACAAUGUACAUACCUUGAAUACAAUGCAAGAAAUUUGAAUAUCGCAAGCUGUUUCAAUCCACCUGGAUGCAGCUACUGUCAGCAACAUGUUAAUUAAAAUAAAAUCACUGUUA